Messenger RNA from Symbiodinium natans, 714 nucleotides. The record is from the annotation of a GenBank genome assembly. NCBI's taxonomy places the organism in Eukaryota, Dinophyceae, Suessiales, Symbiodiniaceae.
AUGGCCACCCUGGACUCCGCGGUCUCUGCACAUGCCCUCGCCGAUGCUGCAGCACAACUCCUGGUGGACGACAAGGAGAUGCGUCAGGGCCUUGUGCAGACGCUGAGCCGCCUCACCGACCGCUCCGAGCAACUGGCGGCCAUUGACGGCCUGAGCGAGAAGGCUUUGGGCCGCAAGGGCACGGAUUCUCGAGUAGCAACCCCCGCCCCGCGGCCACGGUCAUCGGCUGUGGUGGCCGAAGGACCUGCGGCGCAAAAGCUGCCGCAAGACUCGCAAAGCGAGCCUUUCAUCAUUUGGUCGCCUAUCGUUGACACCCAUCUUGGUGUGCAAGAUGUCGAGGAGUUGCGCACCAAGGAUCGCAGGAGUUUGAUCCUGGAGAUUCCCGGCGCGCUGAAAAGCUCGACGUCGCUUCCAUCGUUAACUCCAGCUGGUGAGAUGCGAACACCUGCAGCCCGGCGGAGCAAGGCACUGCCGGAUUAUGCGCCUCACCUCCGCCGGUCGGUUUUGAACAUGGGCAUGCCAUCUCAACAGACCACAACGUACAUGGCCCAAUGCAGCGUGCCUGUUCAGAAAGCUGUGGACCCAAAGUGGUCGACGGAGCUGAAGCGAGCUGAUUGGCGAAAUGCGCAACGAAUUCAGUACGACAACCGCUUGUCAGCAUCCAUUCCCGGCUCAAUCUCCCCUGAGAUGCCAUUUCUAGUCAGAAGACACUGA